Juglans microcarpa x Juglans regia is the source of this 3374-nucleotide messenger RNA. RefSeq names its product eukaryotic translation initiation factor 4B3. The transcript has 2 exons. The record is from RefSeq and is a predicted model, not a curated record. Gene Ontology annotation, molecular function: translation initiation factor activity; mRNA binding. Bases 93 to 1250 code for a protein of 385 amino acids. Lineage: Eukaryota; Viridiplantae; Streptophyta; Magnoliopsida; Fagales; Juglandaceae.
UUCGCUUCGCUGCCUCUGAACGCAACCCAGCGGCCAGCGAGAGACGGGAAAUCUACAGCGAGAGAGAGAAGCAAGGCAUAGGAAGAACGGCUAUGGCGGCAACAGUGUCUCCUUGGGCCAAGCCCGGUGCCUGGGCACUUGACUCCGAGCAACACGAGGCCGAGCUUCACCAACUACAACAGAACGAAAACCAGCCCAUCUCAGGAAUUCCAACCGAGCCUCUCGCCGAUUUUCCGUCCCUGUCUGCCGCGGCCACCUCCAAGUCGAAGAAGAAGAAGGGCCAGACCAUCUCCCUCGCUGAGUUCACAGCCAAGCCAACUCAGCCGAGCUAUCAACAACAUCAGGGACUCACCCCCGAGGAGUUCCUGGCUCUCCCUACCGGUCCGCGUGAACGCUCCGCCGAGGAGCUCGACCGCAACCGACUCGGCGGCGGAUUCAGAUCCUACGGCUCAAACGACUCUUCCAAUUCUCGGUGGGGUUCAUCUAGGGUUUCUGAUGAGCCCCGCAGAAAUGGUUCGUUUAAAAGGGACAGGGAAUCUGCGCCUUCGCGGGCCGACGAGAUUGACAAUUGGGCAGCGGAGAAGAAGUCGACCGUUGGUAGUAACGGUUUUGAGAGGAGGGAGAGAGGUGGAGGGUUUUUCAAUUCGCAAUCUCGAGCGGAUGAUACGGACAAUUGGGGAUCGAAUAAGGCCUUUGCGCCAUCGGCGGACGGACGGAGAUCUGGCGGGGAAAGAAAGGUGGGGUUCGCAUCCGAUGGUGGUGCUGAUUCGGAUAAUUGGGCGAAGAACAAGAAAGAGGUGAGUAGUGUAGGAGGGGCUGGGACUGAAAGGCCCAGGCUUAAUUUGCAGCCGAGGACUCUGCCUGUGAGUAAUGGGGACAAGCAAGAGGCGGCGGGGAUGGUUUCAAAGCCCUCACGGGGUUCAAAUCCGUUUGGGGAGGCAAGGCCGAGGGAGGAUGUUCUGGCAGAGAAAGGGAAGGAUUGGAAGAAGAUUGACGAGCAGCUGGAGGCCACGAAGAUGAAGGAGGUGGCAGAGAAGGCGGACGGGUCUUCCUCGUUUGGAAAGAGAGGUUUUGGGCUUGGCAACGUUCGGGCCGCGGGGGUGGAGGAUAAUCGAACUUGGAGGAGACCAGGAUCGGUUGAAAGUCGCCCCCAGAGGUUUGUUUCAGUCAGCUGUCUUACUGGCUAUUCACUGAAUUGCAAAAAAAAAAAAAAAAAAAAAAAAAAAAAAACUUGCUAUUUGGUUUCUUGAUGUGGAUGGACUAUGUUUUUCACUGGGAGCUGUUUACUAUUUUUUUUGUUAGAUUAAGAUUAUUUUAUUGCUCAGUUGGCAUGAGGAACUAAUUUGCUAUCUGUCAUUCCGUUUAUUGGUUUCGUAUUCACUCAUAUUGCUGGCUUUGUAUUACUUUACCCAUUUGAUCGUUCUCCGUUACUAUGUUUCUUUGUUAUACUUUUGCUCAUUAUAACUGGUAGGAGUUUCAGUGGAGUACUUGGAUAACAUAUUUUAUCACGACUGUGCCAAGGUGGUUCUAGCAUUUUAAACUUGUUCUAGUGACAACGGCUUGGUUUCUGGAUUCAGCUCUAGGCAACCACGAACGGAUCCUAGGGUUUUGGUGAACCAAAGUGAGUCGAGAGAUAAGAUACUCUAUUUGGUGCACAAAAUGGUGUCGUUUGUCCUUGUGAUUUGAUUAUUCCUAACCUCAAUAUCUCAUCUACCGUAUUUGACAUUUUUGCAAAUUGAUUAUUCCAGCUGCCACUUUUAUGUUGGUGAUUGAUUUCCAGUAUCUACAGUCGGGAUCCAUGUAUAUUGUAAAGUCAUUCCUUAUCCCCCUUCCCCCCACCAAACACACUAACAGACUCGCAAAAAGAGCCAGAAUCUAUUUCAGGCUAAACUUUGGCUCUUAUUCUUGCAUCUGCUCUCUUAGGUAUGCAUGGUAUGCAUUUAAUUGAACCCAUUGACCGUGCAAAUGGCUAUAGUUCACUACUGCUUGUCGUCUAUAACCUAUAUGGGUCCCACAUGAGGUACACAAGCAUGAAUUGUGUAGAUCUUUGUGGUACAGAUGGCAAAUGUUCUAGGCUAUAUGAUCCCAUAGUAUAUGGAAAAACAAGUCUCUUCAUUGCUUUCAACAUAUCAAUUCAUCUUUGGAGCUACUGCUGGUCUCUUCUUUGUGCAUCGCUCUGGUCAAGAUGGGUGCUUUUCUUUUCAGCUAACGAUGUGUGUUUUUGGCUCUUUGGUAAUUGUGUUAAUAGUGAUUGUUACAUUUAUACACACAUGCCUAUGGAGUUGAGAUUGUGUUCAAAUUUCAGCUGAAUUGAGACUUAUAUUUAUAGGACCUUAGACCUUCAGAUUUUUUUUUAUAAGCAAGGUGUAUUAUUUAUAAAAAGUAGGAAAUAUUACAAGGGUGGAUCUUUUCCACUGUGAAAGAAGGGGGGGGGGGGGGGUGGAGGUGGGGUGUGAUUCCUGUCCAUGGAUGUGGUCCAUUUUGCUAGGUCGCAAGUUCCAGUCAAGGUUUGCUUCUAGGAUGGUGUAGAUUAUGUUGAUGAUGGGUGCAAUUUACCAUCCUAACUCUGUAGAGGCCUGAUAAAGUGCCUUAUGAACGAUUUCCGAGUCUCCUUCAAUGAUGAUCCGUCUGCUAUGUAGGUUGGUUUUUGUAUACACUAAAAGGUUUGUAGUGUUAUGUCAUCAUUCUGAAAAUUGCAGAUUGAUGUGUAAUCAUUUUCUGAUUUGAAGCUAAAGGAAAAAAGGUCUUGGACAACCGUUGUUGCAAUACCUAUGCAAAUAUGCAAUAUUUCUUGCCUUUACCGCUGUUUUUCUUUUUCAAAAGAAAAAUUCUUCUCAUCAGCCACUAUUCACCACCCCUAUAUCCCACACCUUGUGAAAAACAUCCCACACCUUAUGAAAAAAAUAUAGGUGUGAGAGUGAAUAGUGAAUAGUGGCUGAUAUAGUAAAUCCCUUUCCAAAAACAUAAUUUAUUAAGUGGCAGACAUAUUACUACUUUUGAAGUAUGUAAGUUAAGAUUUGAAACCCACCCGUGGGUAGCCCAAGUGGUAAGGGCGAACUUGUUUGCAUGUGCCCCAUCAGGUUUGAUUCUCCCUGAGAUCUAACUGCGAUUUAAGUGGGGGGCCAUAGUGGUGGGUUGCUGUGCUAAUCUUCCCAGGAGUUUAUGUUCCAUGGGUGAGUCCUAAGGACUCUGCUGUGGGAUGAUUCUCCUGUCAUUAAAAAAAAAAAAAAAGAUUUGAACAACUAUUUUUGCAAUUAGUUUGUUUAACUAUAUGAUUAAUUUUUUUUUUUUCUUUUCCUUGCAGUGCUGAGAAAAUUGAGAACAUUCCUGGUGAAGAAAAAUCAGGAGAGCUUAUAUGCGAUGCUGAAAUUUAA